UUGUUUGAUAAAAACCGAGCUAACUAGGCGUUAGAAAGAGCCGCUAACGUUAGCUCGCUGGUCAAACGUGACAUUUGAUACUUCGGAAGUUACAAUGAUAUCAAACUGAAAGUCACCUUGUAUUUAGUUAUGAUAUUACAAUCUAUGAUCAACUUUCAGGCAUAGUCCUAGGUUCUACAUACAUAAAGACAGCGUAAGGAGUCAGUAUGUUCAGUUUUUUCGGACAUCGUAAUAAAGACUCUUCCAAGAAGUCAUCGUCAGAGGGGGAUACAGAUGGGUUCGUGAUAAUCGGAGAAACUGUUGAGGAACAGAGGCAGAAGAUCCAAAACGUGAACAUCAGCAAACCAUCAUGUAACGUCAUUGUGCAACCAUCAAAGUCUUCCAGUGCGACACCUUCCCAGGCCCACCACUCUCCAGCCCCCGCUCCACCUUCCAUGAUCGCCCCAUCACCAGGGCCCAUGUGGAAGCCCCCUGCGCCCAUCGUGGAGGCCCCACCGUCUCUCCCAGAGCUACUAGGAGAUGUCCCGUUCACCCUGGCCCCCCAUGUCCUGGCCAUGCAGACAGGGGGUCCCGGGUUCCCCCUCUUUUCUGAGAUGCUGAUGUCCCCCCGAGACAUCAACCACAAUCUGGCCUCCUUCACUUAUGACUUCACCCUGGAGAACUCUGUGCUAUGUGACCAUUGACCUGUCUACUUUCUGACUGUAUGACCUCUGACCUUUUUGAUCUGUCAACCUCUCCUCCAAUACCAACCCUUUGUCAACCCUGGGUCGUGAUCAUUGGGCAGCAAACAGAAGAAAACGUACUGAAACAGGGCAGGACAACCUGGGCUUGCCUAGUAAGAAAGGCACAUUUUUGUUUAGAGUUUAGCUACAUGUGCUCUACUGAACACAACCUUGGACUGUCUUGUCUCGUUACCACUCAGGUUUAGUUUCAGUUCCAUGGGGCUCUGUCUGAGAAUGGCAGUACUAUAAUUAAUAAUAAACCUGGUUCUGGUGAUGAUCAGCAUUAGGUGGGGUCAAAACUGCACCUGCCUGCAGUGAUGUAGGUACAAACAGUAUGUAGGUAGAUGGGUACACAGAGUUCUACCUUUUUAAGAUUGCGGACUAGGAAUACUAGUUAAGCAUGUUAAUCACUUGCUGAUGCAUGUCAUAGUAGUGCUGGUUCACUGUUUUAAGUGUGUGUGUGUCAGAAGAGCGUUAGCUUCAUGUCUGAUGAUAGGAAUGCUUGAACAUAGCUGAGGCUUGCAUUGAAGAACAGAGUCAGGGUCUAGAAUCACCUGCUGUUGUUGUUGGUUUAGGAACUGAUUUACCUUUUGGGUUUGCACUAAUGUACGUACCAGACAGAUUUCAAAUCGAAUCUUAGGAAGGAAAUUACUUCUUUAUCUGGUUAUGUUUUUUACCCUGGUGUCCUCACCUUUGCCAAUGAAGACAUUUCCAAAAAGGUUUGUGUAGCAUAAGCAUUUCUACAAUGGAACUUUGUAGCUUUUUGAUAAUGUAUUUAAAAUGUAAGAAUAUAUAUCCCCUAAUUUUCAACAGUUAUUAUCAGGAGUGGCCUUCUCUUUUGAUCAUCUUCAGCAUGGUAUCAUCAUGUGUUGUAACCUCCCAAACAUUGUAUUUGCUAUUUAUUCUGUUUUAGUCUGUUUUUUUAACAGACCAAGUUUCCUCCAGUUCUCAUGGCACAGUUCAGAUUUGACAGUGUUUCAAGGAAUCCUGUAAUAUACAGUGCCUUCGGAAAGCAUUCAGCCGUCCUUGAUUUUCCCCCCACAUUUUGUUACGUUACAGCCUUAUUCUAAGAUGGAUUAAAUAAAACAUUUUCUCAACAAUCUACACACAAUAACCCAUAAUGACAAAUUGAAAACAGGUUUUUAGAUAUUUUUGCAAAUGUAUUACAAAAAAUAAAAACUACGUAUUUACAUAAGUAUUCAGACCCUUUGCUAUGAGACUUAUUGAGCUCCGGUGCAUCCUGUUUCCAUUAAUCAUCCUUAGAUGUUUCUGCAACUUGAUUGGAGUCCACCUGUGGUAAAUUUAGUUGAUUGGACAUGAUUUGGAAAGGCACACACCUGUCUAUAAGGUCCCACAGUUGACAGUUCAUGUCAGAGCAAAAACCCAGCCAUGAGGUCAAAGGAAUUGUCCAUAGAGCUCCGAGGCAGGAUUGUGUCGAGGCACAGAUCUGGGGAUGGGUACCAAAAUAUUUCUGCAGCAUUUGAAGGACCCCAAGAACACAGUGGCCUCCAUCAUUCUUAAAUGGAAGAAGUUUGGAACCACCAAGACUCUUUCUAGAGCUGGCCGUCCGGCCAAACUGCGCAAUCGGGGGAGAAGGGCCUUUGGUCAGGGAGGUGACCAAGAACCCAGUGGUCACUCUGACAGAGCUCCAGAGUUCCUCUGUGAAGAUGGGAGAACCUUCCAGAAUGACAACCAUCUCUGCAGCACUCAGGCCUUUAUGGUAGUGGCCAGACGGACGCCACUCCUCAUUAAAAGGCACAUGACAGUCUGCUUGGAGUUUGCCGAAAGAUACCUAAAGACUCUCAGACCAUGAGAAACAAGGUUCUCUGGUCUGAAGAAACUAAGAUUGAACUCUUUGGCCUGAAUGCCAAGCGUCACAUCUGGAGGAAACCAGGCACCAUCUCUACGGUGAAGCAUUGUGGUGGCAGCAUCAUGCUGUGGGGAUGUUUUUCUGCGGCAGGGACUGGGAGACUAGUCAGGAUCGAGGCAAAGAUGAACGAAGCAAAGUACAGAGAGAUCCAUGAUGAAAACCUGCUCCAGAGCGCUCAGGACCUCAGACUGGGGUGAAGGUUCACCUUCCAACAGGACAACGACCCUAAUUACACAGCCAAGACAAUGCAGGAGUGGCUUUGGGACAAGUCUCUAAAUGUCCUUGAGUGGAACAGCCAGAUCCCGGACUUGAACCCGAUCGAACAUCUCUGGAGAGACCUGAAAAUAGCUGUGCAGCGACGCUCCCCAUCCAACCUGACAGAGCUUGAGAGGAUCUGCAGAGAGGCAUGAGAGAAACUCCCCAAAACAGGUGUGCCAAGCUUGUAGUGUCAUAUCCAAGAAGACUUGAGGCUGUAAUCGCUGCCAAAGGUUCUUCAACAAAGUGCUGAGUAAAGGGUCUGAAUACUUAUGUAAAUGUAAUAUUUCAGUUUUAUUUUUUUUAUAAAUUUGCAAAAAUGUAUAACCUGUUUUUGCUUUGUGCAUUGUGUGUAGAUAAGGAUUUUAAAAAAUCAAUUUAGAAUAAGGUAACAUAAAAAAAGGUGGAAAAAGUCAAGGUUCUGAAUACUUUCUGAAUUCACUAUCUAUAUACUGCAUUGCACACAAACAAAUGAUCUUGUGAACAAUUACACAUUGUUAACUCUCAAUCUCAUUUUUUGGACUGCUGUACAAAUGGCCAAGAGAAGCCAAAUCAUAAUAAACUGUUUAUUUUUAUGACAAUUAUUUUGAAGUUAACUAAUUAUGAGUAGUUAACUCAUAAUACAACCACUCAAGGAUCUGAAAAGAUGGCUCAUAAGUUGCACUGGUAUUUUCAGUGCAAUGUUGUGGUAUUCCACAUCAUGUGAAAUCAUCCACAGAUGCUGCGUGUGUACAGGCAGCUCAAUUCAAAUGUUUUAUUUGAUUUUACGAAUCAGAUCAGCUCUUUUUGACAACAAAAAAAAUCAGAAUUUGGCCGCCUGUGUAAAGUUACUUUCUACUGUAUACAUUAGGAAAUGUUUGGUAUUGACCUUCUCUGGACAAUCCUUUGCUAUGCAUAGCUGGAAACCAAGUCUAUUCUGUCUGUCUGUCUGUGUUAAACGACACUGUGGAUUUUCCCAGGCCUCUUCCUCUCUUUGUAAGUCAAUCACUGACCUAACCUUGCAUGUUUCAUAGGCGUGGAAAUAUACACUUGUUUUCUUUUGUAUUUUGGGGAGGUUUGAGUAACUUUAGUUUGUUUGGUUUACUUGGAUGUAUUUUGGGGGUUUACUUACAAAGUGGUUCAUUUUAUGUGGUUGUGCAUGUUUGCUAUUAACAAGACAUAGUUUUUUUUAUUAUUUAAUUUUCUUGUCCUGUUUAUUUUUUUGUCAUUUAACUGAGGUUUCUCUAAAAGUGGUCGACCUGUAAAAGCAUGAGUACUGUAUUUUUAUUAGUUUUUUAUUAGGAAAUAUGUUGUUAUUGGGUUAGAAUAUGUUUUACAUGCUCUAACCCAAUGACAAUAUAUCCUCUAUCUGCCCUACUUACCUGCUUCUGUUUUCAUAAUGGCCGUACCUGAGCAUCAGCCAAGUAUUUGCACAUUAUCAUGUACCAAGUACUCAGUGUUGGGGAAGCUACUCUGAAAAUAUUGUUACCAAUUACUUCACACUGGAAGAAAGUAAGCUACACUAAAGCUACCCUUAAAAAAAUAUACAGUUUACUUCACUAGUUAUUUUGAAAUGGUAGUCCACUACAUCCAAAUGUAAAUCUGAAAUGUCAUAGUUGAAAAAUGUCAAGAACAGAUCCCUCUGUAGUCCGAUGUUAACAGAAUGUAAUUUGUCCUAUUAAUCAAACUAUUUUUCAAGUGAGAAUUGGACAGGUCUGAUGCUGAUUUCACCCAUAUUUUAUUUUUGCAAAAAGAGUAGUAGAGUUUAGUUCUAGUAGUUAGCUACACCACUACAUGGCAAAAAAGUAUUUAACUACUGAAAAUACUACCUUGAUUUGAAUUUAGUUCAACUACCAGCAAGCUACUUCAAAAUGUAGGUAAAUUACUAGUUGAACUACAUGAAGUUCACUACUCCCCAACACUGCAACUUCAAAUUGAUAUUAAGAGUUUAUGAAGGAUGUUACAUGCAAUAGUACAUCCGGUAAAUCUCAACAUUCAGUUGUGGGUUCUUUGAAAAUGUAGCCUACCUGUGAAGAAGUUUGAAUGGCACUUUAAAAUCGAACAAUUUUACAUUGUGGUAUAUCUGGAAAGUUUACACCCCCUUAUUCUGAAUCCGGUCUUCAGCUUCACUUCUUUUUCAGUCCUUGUCCAAUGCCUUUUAAACUUGCAAUAUGCAGAAAUGGCUCUGCAUAUUGUGAUGUCACCUCUGCUAAAAAUCGAAUAGUUUGCAAAAUAUUGUGUUUUCAGCCGUUUGAAGCUGCUGCACAAAACCAAAAGUAAAAGAUGCAAAAGACAACUUAUAGUGCACAUGGACCAGAUCUACCACUUCUUCGUAGACUUGCUUUCAAUGAGAGUGACAUACUGUAUCUAUGACUUAUAUUUCUAUGUGAAUUUGGUCGGUCGCCCAAAAAGUUACAUAUUUGCAGCCAUUGGUGGAAAAAGUACCUAAUUUUCAUAUUUGAGUAAAAGUAAAGAUACCUUAAUAGAAAAUGAAAGUCACCUGGUAAAAUUCUACUUGAGUAAAAGUAUUUGGUUUGAAAUAUACUUAAGUAUCAAAAGUAAAUGUAAUUUCUAAAAUAUUCUUAAGUAUCAAAAUCAAAGUAUAAAUAAUUUAAAACUCCUUAUCUAAAGCAAACUAGAUGGCAUUAUUUACUUGUUUUUAUUUAUUUAUGAAAAGCCAGGGGCAUGCUCCAACAGUCAGACAAUAUUUACAAACUAAGCAUGUGUUUAGUGAGUCUGCCAGAUCAGAGGCAAUAGGGAUGACAAGGGAUGUUCUCUUGAUAAGUGUGUGAAUUAGACAAUUUUCCUGUCCUGCUAAUAAGCAUUAAAAAUGUAAUGAGUACUUUUGUAUGGACGAAAAAGUACAUACUUUUCUUAUGUAGUGAAGUAAAAUUUGUCAAAAAUAUAAAUAGUAAAGUACAGAUACCCCAAAAAACGACUUAAGUAAAAAUACUUGAAAGUACUACUUUACACAACCGAUAGCAACUGUAACAUUUUGGUUCUGUAUCUGCUUUGUUUUUCAAUCGUAUAUGCAUUUGAUUGUGAAUCAGCUAUACAUAUAUAUAUUUUUUUUGUAUGUGGGUGAAAGAACUUGAUCAAGUUUGUACAAAAGCAGGCUAUUAAAACAUGUAAAAAAAUAUUGGGAUUAUUAUUGUCUUGUUGGUAGUGAAAAUAUAUAUGGUGUUUAAAGCUCUAAUAAAUGUAACAGUAUUGCUUCUGUCUGUUUUAUUAGUAAAGCAGUAUGUGGAUUUUUAGGAGGGAUCUAGCUACAGUAUUUUAAUAUUUCAACUGUGCAGUGGUUGUUUCAAUUUACGAUGACUGGUAUAAGAAUAACAUUGCAGUUGUCAACAACAGAAACCCAGACGACCUUUGUUUUUCUGAAGAUUGUGCACCACCCAUUUCUCUGAGAUUUAACUCUCAAUUUGAUGGGCUUAUGUCUGUUAAAUUGUCUGUCCUUAAUGGUGUGCCCCAAGGCUCUGUACUUGGUCCUCUCUUAUUUAGACAAUGUCCAAAAUGCACAACUUCAUUUUUAUGCUGAUGAUACUGUUAUUUACUGUUGUGCAUCGUCUCUUACAAAAGCUUUCCAGAACUUGCAAACUGCUUUUUAUACUUUACCAUGGCACUUUGAGAUUUAUUUUAAACUGAAAAACCCUUACGCACCACUGCACUUUGUAUACCAGGGUUGGCUGGCCUUCUCUAGUCACUCAUAGGCUCAGUCACUGGUAUACUUUUAUUUACAAAGCCAUUUGGGGUUUACUACCUUUUGAUUUGGGCAUUUUUAUUGUUCAGAAAUGUGGUGGGUACUCUCUUCGUUCGCUGGACUUUAUCCUGCUAACUGUUCCAAAUGUCCGAACUGAAUUUGGUAAAAGGGCUUUUAUGUACUCUGCGCCAUUGUCUUGGAACACCUUACAAAAUACUUUUAAACUGGAAGAACUUGUCCCGAUUGGUGUUUUUAAAUCAAUGAUGAAGGAUUUUGAUGCUGAUUCCCUGACCUGUCAAUGUUUUUAAUUUGCUGUUUUUGAUUUUGUUAUACUCUUGUGAAUUCAAUGGUUUUUACUAGAUUACUUGUAGUUUUUCAUGUCUGUCUGUAAUUUUGUAAUGACUUGGUGCUGCCUAUCUUGGCCAGGACGCUCUUGAAAAAGAGAUUUUAAAUAUCAACGAGCCCUUCCUGGUUAAAUAAAGGUUAAAUAAAUAAAAAAUAUAUACAAAUUAAAAAAACUCUGCAACCAA
Salvelinus fontinalis (brook trout) is the source of this 7056-nucleotide messenger RNA. Its product is annotated as UBAP1-MVB12-associated (UMA)-domain containing protein 1-like. The transcript has 4 exons. The record is from RefSeq and is a predicted model, not a curated record. Lineage: Eukaryota; Metazoa; Chordata; Actinopteri; Salmoniformes; Salmonidae. The coding region runs from base 207 to 683 and encodes 158 amino acids.